Spirometra erinaceieuropaei is the source of this 7984-nucleotide messenger RNA. NCBI's taxonomy places the organism in Eukaryota, Metazoa, Platyhelminthes, Cestoda, Diphyllobothriidea, Diphyllobothriidae. The record is from the annotation of a GenBank genome assembly.
AUGAAACGCCAGCGUUGGUUUGCUCAACGUCCGCAACGUCCUGCGGCGGCGUUCAUUAUGCGAUUGAAACUCCGACUGAUCCUCCUGGUCGUCGGAGUUUAUGCCGUCAUCUCUGCAUUUAUUCUCUGCUUCCCCCAGCCUUCUCAGACCUUCAGUCCAGCUUCCGAUGUCCGGAACAACAAUAGGAAAAUAAGCUAUGACGUUGACGGCACUGCUUCCAGUUGUCGAUGUUCCCUCCUCCCUCACCAACAACAGCCUCGAGCCGUUUGGAGGUGGCCGCCGCGGCGGGUGGAGGAUCUUAUCUGUCCCAAUGAUAGCACCUACGACUUGACACUUUGUGUGGCUAUCUCGGGCACCGGAGUUGUGCCUACGAAGCUCGACUUACGGUUGGAUGAACUGCGUCAUCGUAAGUCUCGGCUGCAGCACGCGAUUGAUGGCUGGUCACUCCUGCGUCAGUGGUACGAGCUGGAGGAUGACGACAAACUGGAGCAGUAUGACAUGUACACGGCAGCCAUAAAUGCAACGCCGUACGUGAGAAAUAUAUCCGCGGGCUGGCCUGUAAACAUGGUGAGCCGAGUACUUCCUUUGAUGCUGUUUACCGAAUCGUAUCCUAGCGAGUCAUUUCACGAUUCCAGAAUUUAGCAGUCUGCCCUAUUUCCAGCUAAGGAUGGGGAUGACCAGUGAUUGUUCUGACGGGAUAGUAUCGAGUCCAAAUGAGGGUUCUCUUUGCUGUUUUGAGGUAAUACUGAAUAAUACGCGUGGCAUGCUAUUGGUACUUGCCUGUGCAUGACUUGGACACAAAUUUAGUUCCCUCGGUCGAGACAAAGGCAACGUUGGAGCCAGUCUGGAAUUACGUGUCCAGGUUGUUGGUUAAUGUCCUAUAGUGAAGCAGUCUCCGCGAAAUAGACUCUUUCGACUGGACUGGCGCUGUCAUUUUGGCAACCAUUUUCAUAAAUGUCACAUCAGAAAACAAUAUAAAGCCCGACAGUCACCGAUGCUCGAAGUUCGAAUACCGACCUGUUAGCAGUUGCAUGGGGCCUUCAACCGGAGAACGUGUAUCUCAGUGAUUCGAGAUUUCGUGGGCACUGGUCCGGACUAAUCUUUGGGUAUUGGCAGAUGUGCGCUCAGGUUAUGUGGGCCGAUAUAAGAAGAGAGUGAGGCCGAUGCUAAGGUUCCCUUGCCCACGGUAAUUAAACGCAUUCCUCACUAGUAAAUCUAACGCGGUUGCAUUUUAUUAUUAUUGACACCACCACCACCACCACCACCACCACCACCACCACCACCACCACCACCACCACCACCACAGGUUGCAAAACCCGGGGUUGGGUAUGGCUGGCUGAUGACGCCACAGUUCGGCCGUCGUUGCCGACGAUGUCCGCCACGUGCUACACAGCAGGGUGGGAGCGGGGAAGGUGACUUGCGCGUGAUUUAGUUUAUGGUGAUAGUGCGGCAUCUACCACAUUUUCCCCUCUUUCCCCACCUGGGCACGGUAUCAUGGCUGACUCAAGAUGACCGGAUGUGGGAAAGGGCUCAGGUGACUGACACGGUGAAAACCCGCACCUAAGCUCCGAUCCCACUGAGUGGGACCUCCAUAUGGGCCACAUUAAGAAGGAGCCAUUGUAGCUUGACUCAUUCCACCAGUCGGCCACUCCAAACAAACACACACACUGGGCUGACCGCAUGGUUUAAGUUGAAUCUUCAAUUGGCAACCUUUAAAGCCACGGUCUUUAGCUCGCCGUGGCGGCUUCAUGCGCGUUUAAUUUUUUAUAAUGAGGAAUUAUUCGCUGGAAGUCGGUCUCGCACGAACUGCCCCCUCCCCCCACACAUACACGCCAGGAUUUCACACAAAAGGGGGUAGACUGUUCGGAUCUCAAAUGUAACAGUGAAGCCAUAUGGAGAAAGGAGCUGAGUAAUCCUUUUAACGAGUAGUUCGUAACAUAUGCCUUGCAGGUCUCGGCGCACUCUUUCCCAUGUUUGCUCAAGAUCGGGCUGCUCGGACAGUCUUUGCUGCACCAAGCGGCGACAUCUGAAGAACGCCGCUUUGGUUGAGUCAGUCCGGUGGCCAACGUAGGCCUUAUGCGCAGCCUGUUCUUUCCGGUGAGCAGUUUACCGCAGUUGGCUAGAUCGCAGUUGGUAGCCCUGCCCCGUAUUACAGGUGGCUGGGGGUUUGCUUACUGGAGCUGUUUUGUGGGGCUACAUAAUCACAUCUGACCCAUUUGGCUUCCGUUUUACGUUUGAGGUUAGGAUUAAGGUACCGCUUUAUGGUGUCCGAUUUUCGAGUUAGGGUUAUGCCUUUUAGGCUUAGGCUUUCGGGUUACGAUUAGGGUUUGAGUUUACAAUUAGGUUUUAUAGUUAGGGCUAUGUCGAAGGGCUACGGUAACGUUUACGAUUACGCAAUUUUCUGCGUCGUUUUGGUCGAGUCAGCCCUAGUGUUGACGCCGGGCGUGUCCGAGGACGCCCAAGGCAGUGGAAUGGAUAGCAUUCCGCGGUUGACAUCACCGAGUCUCCACGGUGGUCAGGUCGUCCGGACCCUGCGGUUCCUCCAGGUGUUGGGCUGAUCAGCUACCAAAUCUUAGCGACGAGCAGGCAAAUUCGACAGAACAGGUAUUUAAUAUGCCUGGGGGUCGCUUACCUUGUGGUCUCUCGCGAGCUUGUGAUCGGCGCCUCUUCUUGCAGAUGACAAGACAGUCGGCGUCGCAGAUGGCCUUGGUUACCAGCACGUCCUGUCGACCCCGCCUCCGGACAUGAACGUAGUCCAGCAACUUCCGGCGCCGCGAUCGGGGGUGCAUUGAGAUCGCCCUCUUCCGUGUCGGAAGUCAAAAUGUGUUGGUGAGAUGGAGGAGGAGGGGGAGGCGGUAUUGUGUGCAGGUUUGCAGAAAUCGGAGGCCAUUGUCGUUGCAGCCACAGAUUCCAUGGAGACUCAGCACCCCCCUCCAGGUAACUUAGUCUGUCCCGACAUAGGCAUUGGAGUCACCAAGGAUAAUCAACUUGUCUGCCUUGUGCACAGUUGCCAGGAGGGCGUGCAGUUACUCGUAGAACUUGCUUUUCGCCUCGUCGGAGAUGGCUAUUGAGGGAGGGAAUGGGGAGUAGGCACUGACGAUGGUGAUGAAUUUGGUUCCCGAAGUGGCGAAUGCAGGGCGGUCGUUGGCGCCCUUCGGCAGGUAGGGCAGCAGUUUCACGAUGUCGUUCCGGAUGGCAAAGGCGAUUCCGGCGUCGCGUCGUUCUGCCUUUGGGCGGCCGCUCCAGAAGAAGAUGUAGCCGACACCCACCUCGAGUUGGCCCGGCUCGGAGAAACAGGUGUCGUCGCUGAGAGCAGCGAUGUCCACCUUGUAGCGCAUCAGUUCCAGAACGACUAGCGCCAUCUCCCUUUCCGGAUGGUUGCUCCUCGGAUCGUCUAAAAGGGAACGAACGAUCCAGGCCGCCAGAGCGAGUGGACUUACUCUAGCAGCCUGUGGAUUUGGCCGAGGAGAGGAGGGGAACGGGGGGUUUUUGUUCUUUGUUAUUUUUUGACCUCGCUUUUUGCAUCUACGAGACACCAUAUACAGUUAGUGACCUAACUCAUGAAAUGUGUCGAAACCGACACCAUUUCAUGGGUCCAGUGUCUGUGUCAAUUGCGUAGAAGUUUAAAAGAACUAAAAGCAUAAAGGAAAUGCUAGAGGCGGUGUUGCAUUGUUUAGAAAUGCCGAUUUAUUUAAAAAAAAACGCAAUAUCCCGAAAACGUCAGAAAUGGCUCUAAUUUAGUAGAAAUAAAAUAACGUCUGAUAACAGUGUUUCAGUGAAAUUUACAUCUAAGUAUCGUUUAAUAAUUAGUGUGAUUUCAUAUAUGACGGUUUGCCAACGGCCUGCAUCCUGAGUGUAGGUUCCAAAACAGUUUUCCAGGGAUUCAUGUUACCCUUGACUCUUUUGAGUUAAAUGAAACGAAGUUCAACAAGAGAAACUGGAUUGUGCUUGAUUUCACCGGCGGGGACCUCAAAGGAACAACAGUUUUCAUAAGGUGACAUUCUGUCAGGCCGAUUGGUGCGUUAAUACGUUUAAACAGAACUGACAGGCGUGAUCGUAAACAUACAACUUUGUGUUUAUAGGGAAAACAUUUCUUCCGUUAAAUUAAUUUACGCUUUUCGUUCGUUUUGGAUUAUGUUUAGCUUCUGUUCGAUCUCGAAAUAUUGCUCAAUACUUCAUUAUUUUCAGUGUUUUCACCCGAUCGUCCAUAUAGAAAGAUUGUCAAUUACUUGUCUGUUAAGAUAAGGUUAUUUUGAAGGUAUUUACCAAAUUAGUGAGUGUUCGGGUGCUCCUUUUCAGGAAGAUGGUCAUUUGGGUCACAUGUGAAGACUCAUUCAAACACCAAACUUCAUCUUUAACAAAUAAAGCUGUCCACGACGAAAGUCAGCAACGAAUAUGCCUUCGAUCAAUAAAAAAUUUCUUUAAUAAGUUACCUCUUUAAGAAGUGCUUUAUUACUACGCUCCAUUGACGGAUCUCUGUGGACUUUGCAUUUUUGCACGAUGAGGCCAAGUAAAAAUUUGACACUUUUGGCCGUUCCUUUCUCGUUCCUAAACAAUACUAAUAUUUUUCUACUGAAAACGUAAGAACGCGCCUUUCUCUAUACAUUGAGGCCAUUUCCACUGUUUCUGCUCGCUUUUAGACUCCGUUCUUCGAUUAUGAAUGCACGGCAGAGCGCCCAUAAAAAUACUGUCAUUUUGCUGAAAAUAUUAACGUUUUGCUCGUUCUAUUUCUGAAUAAGGUAUGCGCAGAGGCUAAACUACACGACAAGUAGCGUUUCCUAUGUUCAAAACUGGAAACGACCAUUCGGCGGUGGUAAUUUAUGUGACAUCAGGUAGAAUUUUCCAAGCGGCAGAAAUAUUCAGCCCAAUUACACGAAGGAAUCCAAAUCUGCGUUAUUACUGCACUUUAGGGCAGCAAAUCGCACAGACCUGUUAAUUUGGCAUUCAAGAAUUGAUAAAACCUCUGGUUUUCCUAAACCUUAGUGUUAGCAGGUUUAUUGCCACGGUUAAAAUCGGACAUAAAAUAAAUUUUCAGGUUCGGCUAAAUCUGUUUAUUAAAACUCUCGCGGUUAAAUUAUUAUCCUUCGAAUGAAAAAGUCGCGCAGAUUCGUAACCGGAGUCUAGGACAUGUAUUAGCAUAGGAAAUUGCACGAAUUUAUUCCAACGUCCAUUUUCGCUAGAAUGUACUGAUAUUUUACUUGAUAUAAUUACGUAAACACAAUUUCUGCACAAUAAAAGGACGUCUCAUUGAGGGAUGUGGAUGAACGAACAAAAUGCGCAACGUCAAAGACGUCCAGAAAUUCCUGCAUUAGUUUCCGCUAUCAGCUUUCAUGAGAUAGGUCACGUACUGUACUUACAGAUGGCGUGAUUUCUCAGCAUUUGUUUAGGGCGCAUUUCCUAUUCCCUUUCAUGAGAGGGGAUAAGCAGUGCUAUCCAAAAAUAGGGCUGCCUAGACAUCCCAGACAACCACUGAGCUCCAUUAUGGAUUAGGGUUUUGCCUAGUGGAGAGCGACUGGAGUUAUUCCGGGCCGCCUACGGGAUUGCAUGUCGCCCUUUCCGUACGAAUUUUGAAAUGGAAGAGGGAGGAAGGAGAGGGAAGAAAGCGAGGGGGGUGGGAUGGGAAUGGGAACAUACCUGCCGAAUGUGGAAACACACAAUAGCGGGUACCCUCAUCUGGUUUAACGCGCCGGCCGAAGCGGUUACAAGGGUGUGGACGCCAAGCAGUGCCUGGCUUCGGCGAGCCGCAGAGGAGAGUUGAGUGUCAGUUAAGGAUCAAGAGAAGCAGCUACCAUUUUCAUGAUAUGACCUACCACCCAUGCACGGGUUCCUCUAACUGGACACCCUCACACCCCAUCUACGGGACUCCGUUGCUAUGCCACCCCAUACCUAUCAUAGAUGGUCGCAGUUGGUGCGGUAAUGGUUCGAUGACCCACGGCUGAGUUGUUGACUGCCGCGACUUCAUCAUCCUGCAAUUUGGCUCUCCAUAACUGGCGCUGAAAACAGUGGUCGCUCGCGCGCACCCGCGUGACUAAUUACUCUACUCAGAGAAACUAUCAGCAUUGGAUGUGGAGGUGGGAGUUUGUUGUGCCUGUCAUUAUUAGUGGAUUAGGGGUAGGAGAACAAUGACCUAGACAGCACGCAGCUCACAGUCGUUAUAUCCUUCGGGAAUUUCCGCCUUGUAGAACUUGAAGAGGUAGGGUGGCCCCGCUGGGUGGUUUGUGAUUUGAGAAUUAACGCCCUCCCUCCUUGUUACUGCUUUGAGUUCGGCCACCCGUGUCCAAAGUGGUCUUCCGGCAAGCGCUCUCGCAUGUCAAGAACGUGUCGGGAGCCGUCAGUCGCCUUUUCAUACUGCUUUGCGUUGGGGUUAGACACAGUCAGGAGGCCAUUCCCGUGCGCCAUGUAAUGAGAUCCGAAUAUCCUUUGCCACGACAGUAAACGUCUUGAGUAGUUUACCGGCUCUGGUGUAGUUGUUGGCAACGUAACCAUCUCGCAGCGCCUAUUAAAAUGGAAGAGAAAUUUGGUUUUUCCUGACUGGAUAAACUGAAUUUGUGAAGAGGAAUAGUCUGCAAGAUGACCACAUUUAGGUGUCUCCUUUAGGAGAGGGUGACGCUGAACAGUGUUCAAGACGGAGAAGUGGCCAAGAAAUUUGAGUGUUUAUGCACGGGAACCGUUUCUAAGCAUAUGAGUACAGAAUGGACCACGAGAGUAACGGCAUCUCAAGUACUGAGUGUGGUUUUGUAUGUAAAUUGUAGCGGAGUAUGGGAAGCGGAGAAUGGACCGAAUGCGUAACUCAACGACCGAGCAGGGAUGGACAGGAGUGUCUUCGUAGCGGCUAAAUUAUUAAUCGUCCACGGUUUCUCAGGCAUCAUGUCUCUUCAAUCACCUUAAAGAUCCAUCUACCUACCGCCUCCUAUCUAUCCCCUCACCCCUGAUCCGCUUAGCCCGCUGAACUGCAGGUAUGGAGCUGGUCGGAACCGGCAUACUUCGUGUCGAUUUCUUAACUGCUGAUGAUGGAGCUUUUUGUUUCACUUCGUAGCCUCCAAUAAACAACGUAAACGUCAAACUCCUGCGUACAAGCAGGUUUGUUUGCCCACCAAAGACCCCACCAAGGCGUCAGUUUGACCUCAUCGUCGUCUGGAAAUCCGCCGUCUACAACUUCGAGGACCGGGCGCGUAUUCGCCAGCAUUACCUCAACCUCGACAAUCUGACCGACCUCAAGAUUGGCAUGGUCUUUUCUCUCGGCUUGCCUCGUCCCAGCGGCGGCGCCCUCCUGCACAUGAACGGCUUUGACAUUCUCCUGCCCGAGCGCGCAGGUGAGGCGCUGAAGACCUGGGAGGGCCGAGCUGAUGAGGCAUUGGAACGUCUGGCCGCUGAGGCCGAUCGCUACGGGGAUAUCAUCCUGGGCGACUACCUGGACACCUACCUGAACCUGAGUCUCAAGAUGAGCACCAUGUUCCGGUGGGCGAGCAGCUUCUGCCGUCAGCAGACACUCGCCUUCUUCUUCAUUGACGAUGACUACCUCUUCUACCCCGAGCGUGUUGAAGCCUACCUGCGUUCAAUUGACCCCGACAGACUGCCCACACUGUACAGUGGCCAGCUGCUGCGCAACUACCGGGUCAUUCGACCGCAUGUGGACCCCCGGCUGAAUAAGUAUGCCACCAGUGAGGAUGACGUGCCCUGGCCAGUAUAUCCAGCCUACCUGGCAGGCCAGCACUUCUUCAUCGGCCCGCAGGUCCUCUCCGACCUGGUGGUAGCCAUGGCCUACACGCGCUAUCACUCCCUCGAUGACACCUUCUUGGCCUUUAGCCUGGCUAAACUGCCCUACCAGAUGGAGGCAAUGCCGGCCCUUCUGGUCCGGCCGCAUGACUCCUACUCGUGGCUUUACUGGCUGAUUGUGAAGCUGGAAGCCUUCUUUAAGUCCUUGGAGGCCGUCUUCAUGACAAGUCCGGAAACCGUGUUUCUCUUUGACGUCCACACUCUCUGA